UGCUUUCCUCAAUCUCAAGAUUCUCAACGGUUAAAAAUUGUAACCCAAUUAGCUGUUCACACAAAAGAGGAAGAAGAAACAGAGCAACAAAAUCCUAUAAAACCUUCACAUUCAUCUUCUUCUUCUUCUUCUCCUAAUCCAAUGGCUCUUCCGUUGCCAUUGAUCUUCCUGUUAUUCUCCCAUUUCUUCGUUUCGGGGAUUGAGUCGACGAGCUUCAUUAUGGAGAACAAAUGUGAAUACACAGUCUGGCCGGGACUUCUCUCCAACGCCGGACAGCACCGGAUGCGUCGUGGAUCUGAACGGGUCCUGUCCGACGGAGCUGAGGGUGACGAGCGUCGACGGGGUAAAACAGUCGAUGGGCUGCAAAAGCGCUCAAAAAUCGUCUCAAGAUCAGAGCCCAGAACCGAAGGUGACUACGCCACCAGGGACGUCGACAAUUCCUGCCGGAGGAAGUACGACGUGGUCGCCGGUGGAUACAUCGAUGAUAUACGAAGGUGCUCUGGACCAGAGCAAAGGAUCACCGUCCACGUGUCCCCUUUCGUUAUGUGGAAUCACAGUCACACUCGCGCUGGCCUUUUGUCGGAUGUGGCGGCUCUUUUGAGCUAACUUUGUCUCCCGCGGCAAACACUGAAUCAGGACGAUGUGGGCCCUCACACUAAAGCCUUAUCUCGUCUCGGCCCAUGUGACCUUUUUCCUAAGAACGACGUCGGACUGAGUCAUAGUUGAAAAAAGGUGCAGCAAAAAAAAGAUCCUUGCACAAAUUUACAAAAGUACCCUCAUGGGAGGAUUCUUAAUCUCUGGGUGAGGAACACGUGGGAAAAGAAAGUGGGCUGCUGGUGGAAUUCAAAAAAAGAUGGGAACGAUAAUUGUAAGGUCACAGAAUAUUUGUUGGAUUUUUAAUGUAUAAUUAGGUAGAAUAUUAUGUACACUAUAUAUAAACUAAUCUAUGAGUUUAAAAUAUUGGGAAAAAUGAGGGAAUAUUUCAUUUGUUUGUUAUCAGAUGAUGCGUUGGCUAUUCGGAACACUGAAAUGAAUAAUACUAUUACAUUUUUCGUUCUUGCCUGAACCACUGUAUAUAAAAAAUAGAUUGACUUUAGUAGCGCAUGAGAGCC
Messenger RNA from Thlaspi arvense, 1112 nucleotides. The record is from the annotation of a GenBank genome assembly. Lineage: Eukaryota; Viridiplantae; Streptophyta; Magnoliopsida; Brassicales; Brassicaceae.